AUCAUGGUGGAAAUGAAGGACUAUGAAGGGUCUGAGGUGGAAUUUCAAUAAAAAAGUGCAACCUAUCCACACAUUGUUGGAAGAAAGUGAUUAUCCACGGGAAUAACAUGUAAUAAACGGGGGGAGCCUGCCAAUCAGGAUUUUAAUCAAGACAGUGCUUUUGUUCUCUACAUUGAAUGUUCAUGAUCCAGCAGGAGAAGCCGCAGCUGGCCGGCACCAUGCCCGUGGUGUGGCCAACCCUCCUGGACCUUGGCAGGGAUGAGUGCAAGAGGAUUCUCCGCAAACUCGAGCUUGAGGCAUAUGCAGGAGUUAUCAGUGCUCUUAGAGCCCAAGGAGACCUGACUAAAGACAAGAAAGACCUCCUUGGAGAACUCACUAAAGUCCUCAGCAUCUCAACCGAGCGCCAUCGUGCUGAGGUCCGCAGAGCAGUGAAUGAUGAACGCUUAACUACCAUCGCAUAUCACAUGUCUGGACCCAACAGUUCUUCGGAGUGGUCUAUCGAGGGACGCAGGUUGGUCCCUCUGAUGCCAAGGUUGGUCCCGCAGACAGCAUUCACUGUAACAGCCAAUGCCGUUGCCAGCGCGACAGCCCAUCAGAACGCCUCUCUCCUGCUUCCUGCUGAAACCGGCAAUAAAGAAGUGGUGGUUUGCUACUCCUAUACAAGCACGACCUCUACGCCCACCAGUGCCACCGCCCCCAGUGGCAGUGCCGCAGCGGCUGCGGUCAAAUCGCCCCGGCCAGCCAGCCCCGCCUCCAAUGUGGUGGUCUUGCCCAGUGGGAGCACAGUCUAUGUCAAGAGUGUGAGCUGCUCUGACGAGGAUGAGAAGCCGCGGAAACGACGGCGCACCAACUCCUCCAGCUCCUCCCCCGUGGUGCUGAAGGAGGUCCCCAAGGCGGCCCCGCCCAUCUCUAAGACCAUUACCGUGCCUGUCAGCGGCAGCCCCAAGAUGAGCAACAUCAUGCAGAGCAUCGCCAACUCCCUGCCGCCCCACAUGUCCCCCGUCAAGAUAACCUUCACCAAGCCCACCACCCAGACCACCAACACCACCACACAGAAGGUGAUUAUUGUGACAACCUCUCCCAGCUCCAACUUUGUGCCCAACAUCCUCUCUAAGUCCCAUAACUACGCUGCUGUGUCCAAGCUGGUGUCCACCUCCAUGCUGACGACCUCCAGCCAGAAGCAGACUGUGGUCAUCCCGGCCAGCUCCAGCCCCUCGCCGGUCCCUGCGACGGUGGCUGUGACCACAGUGGUUUCCUCCACACCUUCGGUGGUCAUGUCCACUAUAGCCCAGGGUGCUUCCUCUGCGGCUGUCAAAGUGGCUUCCGCCAGACUUCCUUCUCCGAAGACACUGGUGGGCUCCCCGACGCAGAUCUUGGCCCAGUUCCCGAAGCAGCACCAACAGUCCCCUAAGCAGCUACAGCAGGGCUCCCCCAUCGCCUCCUCGCUCAGCACAGCCCAGACCACCACCACCCCUCCUGGCAGCAAGCCCACCAUUCAGAUCAAGCAGGAGUCAGGAGUGAAGAUCAUCACCCAGCAGAUGCAGCCCAGUAAAAUCCUUCCGAAGCCCUCCACCGCUGCCCUGCCCAGCAGCAGCACCUCACCCAUCAUGGUCGUCAGUAGCAACGGGGCAAUCAUGACCACCAAGUUGGUCUCCACACCUACAGGUACCCAGGCCACCUACACCAGGCCCACAGUGAGCCCCACUAUUAGUGCACGAAUGGCUGCUUCCCCAGGGGGAGCUACCUAUGUAAAGACAACCAGUGGCAGCAUCAUCACAGUGGUGCCCAAGUCCCUGGCAACACUGGGAGGCAAGAUCAUCAGCAGCAACAUUGUGUCUGGAACAACAACUAAGAUAACCACUAUUCCCAUGACGUCCAAGCCCAAUGUCAUUGUAGUGCAGAAGACAACUGGAAAAGGAACCACCAUUCAAGGACUGCCAGGGAAGAAUGUUGUCACCACAUUGUUAAACGCAGGGGGGGAGAAGACGCUACAGGCGGUUCCUGGGGCAAAGCCAGCCAUCAUCACUGCCUCUCGGCCCAUCACUAAGAUGAUCGUCACCCAGCCCAAAGGCAUGGGCUCUGGGGUGCAGCCUACCACUACUACCAAGAUCAUACCUACGAAGAUAGUGUACGGACAGCAGGGCAAAACCCAGGUGCUUAUCAAGCCCAAGCCUAUGACCUUCCAGACCACAGUGGUGAGCGAGCAGACCAGGCAGCUUGUGAGUGAGACCCUGCAACAGGUCUCCCGGGUCACAGAAGCAGUCCCGGCCUCCACACAGGAGGGGGCACUGAAGGACGAGACACAGCCCUACACCGAGAGCAGUCCCCCUCCCCCAGAACCCUCACACAGUUCUCACGAUUCACAGCCAGUACUGCACGUUAUAACCUCUAGAGGGCAGGAGUGGACUGAGCAUGAGGUAUCUGUAGAGGCCAGCCCAACAAUUAUAUACCAAGACGUAUCGGGGGAGUCCCAGUCCGCUACUUCUACCAUUAAGGCUUUGCUGGAGCUGCAGCAAACAACAGUGAAGGAGAAGGCAGAGUCCAAGCCUAGACAGCACACCAUUGACCUGAGUCAGAUGGCCGUUCCGAUCCAGAUGGCCCAGGAGAAGAGGCAGUCGCCAGAUUCCCCAGUACUGGGCACGGUGGAGCCCGAGCUGGGCGCAGAGUACAUCACAGCUGGUAAAUCCAGCAAGGCCAGCACGUCCUCUGGGACCAUUGGUGGAGGGGCGGAGGUGGCUCUCUCCUCCAGCCAGCAGCACGGAGUGACCUCUCAGACUGCAGGGCAGCCUGUGGUGUCCAAGUCCGUUCCAACGGUGGCAGUCACUCGAAUUAUGCAACAGGCUGCGGCCAGCCAGGUGAUCCCGAGCAAGGUGACCGAGGAGCAGCCGAUGGAGGAGGGGGAGCUGGAGGGCGACACGCUGGAUCCGCAGACGGGCCUUUUCUACAGGUCGUCCCAGCCCGCCGCCCAGCCCCCGCCGCCGCCGCAGCAGCAGCAGAAAGCGGUGGCCGCCGCGCAGCCAGAGCAAGCCAGGCACGUGCCUCACUCCACUCAGCCGUCGCCGAGCAAGCCUGCGGUCAGCCAGCCGUCCUCCUCCAAAAAGGCUCCCCAGCAGGAGCCGCAGUCGCCCCAGCCCAAGCCCUCGGCCCCGCCACAGGUGCAGCAGCAGCAGCAGCACGUGGUGCUGAAGGAGAGGCCGGCCGUGGCCUCCGGCUCCCAGGCUGUGGUGCAGGUUAUCGCCAUGAAGCCUCCUCACACUCCCCAGCUGCCCAAGCUGCAGCAGGCGCCCACCUCCCACAACAGGCCCAUCCACACCCAGCUCUCUCAGCCCCCGCCCCUGCAGGCCCAUCACCCUGUGGGCUCCGACAAGCCUUCUCCCAGCCAGGUGCAGCAGCCCAUAAUCACCCAAGGGGCCACGGUGACAAAGAUCACCUUCGGGAGCCACCAGUCGCCCCCGGUGUCCAGCAGCGGGGAGGCGGCGGCCAAGCUGCUGCCAGAGUCCAGCUCAGGGCCUGGGCAGUCGACAGAGAAGUCGUCCGUGUCGGACAUCCUGAAGAUCUCCAUGAUGGAGGCGGAGAUCGACCCCGGAGCGGAGCCCAUGGUGGUGGACUCCUCCAGUGACUGCAGCUCCUUCAGUAAAGGCUUGAGCGCCUCUCAGGGCCUGGUGUCUGGGCAGCUGAUCAGCAGCUCCGGCUCCUCCCUGCACCACUCCGGCCUCUCCAAGUCACACGGUCAGUUCGCCCGCAUCCAGGGCCUGACGGCUCAGAAGAGCAAGGACGUGGACGUCAUACAGGUUAUCCCACAGUAUUCAAUCAUGCCAGACUCGAGCCAGUCAAAUGUGGUGGUGGAGCCCAGCGGCUUCCUGGAGAUAACUAACUACACCAGCCAGCGCCUGGACGAGGAGAGCGUGAUGGAGCAGGAAGUGGACAGCAGCAACGAUGAAGGUGCAGCUGUCAGCCCAGGACAGGGUUGCGCUGACCAAUCACAGUGACCCCCC
Messenger RNA from Megalops cyprinoides (Indo-Pacific tarpon), 3995 nucleotides. It is a transcript of the gene emsy, whose product is annotated as EMSY transcriptional repressor, BRCA2 interacting. Gene Ontology annotation, biological process: regulation of DNA-templated transcription. Bases 177 to 3989 code for a protein of 1270 amino acids. The record is from RefSeq and is a predicted model, not a curated record. The transcript has 20 exons. NCBI's taxonomy places the organism in Eukaryota, Metazoa, Chordata, Actinopteri, Elopiformes, Megalopidae. Gene Ontology annotation, cellular component: nucleoplasm.